Penicillium alfredii is the source of this 1032-nucleotide messenger RNA. RefSeq names its product DSC3 family protein. The transcript has a single exon. The record is from RefSeq and is a predicted model, not a curated record. Gene Ontology annotation, biological process: protein processing. Bases 1 to 1032 code for a protein of 343 amino acids. NCBI's taxonomy places the organism in Eukaryota, Fungi, Ascomycota, Eurotiomycetes, Eurotiales, Aspergillaceae. Gene Ontology annotation, cellular component: Dsc E3 ubiquitin ligase complex; endoplasmic reticulum.
AUGGCCUCACCGGCCCUCCUCUCUCCUUAUGUUGGCAGCAACACCAUUGACCCGCUGCUUAUCACCGUCCGGUUCUCGGCCUCGAUCCCGGACCUUCAGCUCGAUGUCAGCGACCCGGACAUCACGACCGGAGCCGGACUCAAGCAAUUGAUCCGGGCGCAGCUCCCAGAAUCCUUAUCAUCGCACCGCCUACGGCUGAUCUACGCCGGCCGCGGCCUGGAAGACACCUCCGCCUUAACGGUCUCUUUAAAACUCCCCCCAUCACCCGCGCGCAGCCCGCGGCCUGCAGCAGCCGACCACUCCGACGACCAAAACCACAAUGAGAGCGCCUUUUGCCUCUCAGAACAAGGACAAGGAAAGGGCAAGCAAGCCGUGCGGGACACGCGCCCACGGCUAUACAUCCACUGCUCGAUCGGUGAUAUCGCGCUCUCGGCCGCCGACCUCGCCGCCGAAGCAAGCGCCGCGUCGACCAAGCUCCUCCAGAAACAGAAAGAAGACGAGCAAGCGCGAGACCCGCGCCAUGCCUCGUCACUGUUUGCGUCGUCGCGUCGCGUGCCCGCUCAUCCUGCGCAGCAACAUCCCGCCCCGUCGACGACGCCCGGCCCGCGUGGCUUCGACCGGCUGCUUACCGCUGGCUUCACCGCCGCUGAGGUCACUGCUUUGCGCUCGCAGUUCCUUGCUGUGCAGUCUGUUUCGCGAACGCGUGAUACCAUGCCUUCUGGGGAGGAGUUGCGUGAUCUCGAGGACCGCUGGAUGGACGAGGGGUCGACGGCUGCGCAGGCACCCGGUGGCGGGGAUGGUGGCGGUGGUGGUCUGGGUGGGUUGGGCGAUGAUGACGGGGGGUUUGGAUCUGGCUCGCGUGGCGCCAUGGAUGAUAUGCUGUGGGGUGCUGUCAUGGGCUUCUUUUGGCCUGUUGGGUGUGCUAUGUGGCUGCGCAGGGAAGAGGGUGUUUGGAGCUGGCGGAAAGGUGUGGCCGUGUUCGUCGGUGUCGUAGUCAAUGCGGCUUUUGGUGCCAUGAGGAUCAUGAACUAG